Molecule: messenger RNA, 4134 nt
Organism: Pygocentrus nattereri (red-bellied piranha)
Lineage: Eukaryota; Metazoa; Chordata; Actinopteri; Characiformes; Serrasalmidae
Gene: acsl2
Product: acyl-CoA synthetase long chain family member 2
Exons: 21
Coding region: 211-2364 (717 amino acids)
Biological process (GO): long-chain fatty acid metabolic process; very long-chain fatty acid metabolic process; long-chain fatty-acyl-CoA biosynthetic process
Cellular component (GO): membrane; endoplasmic reticulum
Molecular function (GO): arachidonate-CoA ligase activity
Source: RefSeq, a predicted model, not a curated record
UUUAAAAGUGUGUCUCCAUUCACCCUGGAGGAUGGAUGACGUGGGUUAAAGGAGGGCGUAAGGGCGGUGUCUUGGGGGAGCAUUUAAUUACAAACACACACACACUCUCUCACUCGAGGAGGCGCGAGGAACCCGUUUGAUUCCCACACAGUUCGGGGAGAAAGUUUGAGCGUGCUGAAGAGCUGACCAAGCCCGGCUUCUAACACAGCUAUGCAGAUGCAGGAGUGGUUGCGUUCCCUUCGUCCCAGUGGUGAUGGAGUAGGGAAGUCAGAAGUGUUGGAUAUUCGAAGCCUCCUUCCCUCUCUCCCCUCCUCCUUCUCUUUCUCCUCCCUGUCCCUCUCUUCGCCAUCUCUCAUAGGGCUGGGAGCAGUGGCGUCCCUCACAGUGUACUGGCUGGUCACUCGGCCACGCCCCAUACGACCCCCCUGUGACCUGCAAGCGCAGUCCGUACCUGUUCAGGGAGACUCUUGCUGUAGGCGUUCUGCUUUGCUGAAGGAUGACAAUCUGCUGGACUUUUACCAUGAAGACACAAAGACAGUGUACGACGUGUUCCAGAGAGGCUUGAGAAUAGCAGGAGAAGGACCGUGCCUUGGCUUCAGGAAACCAGGAGAGCCUUACCAGUGGAUCUCCUACAAAGAGGUGGCAGAGAGGGCCCAGGUGCUGGGAUCCGGUUUGCUGGCGAAAAGAUGCCUAAUCCAACCUAAUUCAAAUCAAUUUGUGGGCAUCUUUGCUCAGAACAGGGCAGAGUGGACUAUUGCAGAGCUGGCCUGCUACACGUUCUCUAUGGCUGUAGUGCCUCUGUAUGACACACUAGGCCUGGAGGCCAUAGUGCACAUUCUCAAACUGGCUGAAAUCUCUCUGGUGAUCUGUGAUCAGGAGGAGAAGGCGGCGUGUCUGAUGGGGAAUAAGGAGAAGGGACUGACCCCUGCUCUGUCCUGCCUGGUGCUCUUUAACCCUGUCAGCACGGCUCUGGUGGAGCGCGGGAAGAACUGUGGCGUGGAGGUUCUGCACCUUUCACAGAUCAUGGAUCUGGGCAGAGAAAACCUCAAGGCUCCGGUGCCUCCUCAGCCUCAGGACCUGGCAGUGGUUUGUUUCACCAGUGGGACAACAGGAAAGCCAAAAGGAGUCAUGAUCACCCACGGCAACAUUGCCUCCAAUGUAUCCUCCGUAAUUAAGAUCUUAGAGGGCUUUUUUGUGAUUCGCCAAGAGGAUGUGUCAGUCUCAUACCUGCCCCUGGCUCAUAUGUUUGAACGCAUGAUUCAGGUGACCAUGUUCUGCCACGGAGCGAGAGUGGGCUUCUACCAGGGAGACAUCUCUCUGUUAAUGGAUGACAUCAAGACCCUGAAGCCCACCUUCUUCCCAGUGGUGCCACGCAUAAUCAACCGCAUCUAUGACAAGAUCCUGGGAUCAGUGACGUCUCCGUUGCGGAGGGCCAUCCUGCACUACGCUGUGAGGAGGAAACAGGCUGAGCUGAGCAGCGGAAUAGUCAGAAACAACAGUGUGUGGGACAGACUCGUCUUCAACAAGAUACAGGCCAGUCUUGGGGGGAAUGUACGGUUCAUCCUGACUGCGUCUGCUCCGAUCUCCCCCACUGUCCUCUCCUUCCUCAGAGCCGCGCUGGGCUGCCUGAUUUUUGAAGGCUAUGGUCAGACCGAGUGCACGGCUGGCUGUACCUUCUCUAUGCCUGGAGACUGGAGCGCAGGCCAUGUUGGAGCUCCUCUUCCCUGUGCCAGGGUGAAACUGACCGACAUUCCAGACAUGAACUACUACGCCAAAAAUGGAAAGGGAGAGAUCUGUGUUCAGGGACCCAGUGUGUUUCAGGGUUACCUGCACGAUCAGGAGAGGACGGCAGAGGCUCUGGACAGUGAGGGCUGGCUGCACACUGGAGAUGUGGGACAGUGGUUGCCGAACGGGACUCUGCAAAUCAUAGACAGGAAAAAGCACAUCUUUAAACUGUCCCAGGGAGAAUACAUCGCUCCCGAGAAGAUCGAGAACGUCUACAUGCGCUGUGUACCUGUGCUGCAGGUGUUUGUGCAUGGAGAGCAUUUACAGUCUUAUCUGAUAGGUAUUGUGGUCCCAGACCCAGAGGUGUUCGUUGGCUGGGUCAAAGGGAAAGGAAUUGUGGGAUCUUAUGAGGAGCUCUGUCAGAAUCCUGACGUGAAGAAAGCAGUGCUUGAGGACAUGACAGCAGUGGGGAAAGAGGCAGGUCUGAAGUCAUUUGAGCAGGUUAAGGACUUGUAUCUGCACCCUGAGAUGUUCAGUGUGAGUAACGGUCUUCUCACCCCCACCCUGAAGAGCAGACGAGUGGAGCUGUGCAAAGUCUUCAGCGAACAGAUUCAACGGAUGUACAGCAAAGCGGAUUAGAGAGCCGGUACAGAACUUCACUAUUAACCUUUUAGCUAAGUUAACAGUCGACUUCCUGCUGAACUUGGAAUCGGUAUGAAAACAAAUUAUGGCUCAUAAGCUGUUGAACAAAGACCUCGGGGGACAUGCGUGGUCAGUGAACUGUGGCUGUUAAACUAUUUACACAUUCAGAAGCAUCCAUUCAUAGACGGUUGUCAUCAAUAAAUAAACACCUGGUGGGUUGACAGAUGAAACUCUGACUUUCUUGGCAAAUAUUCCCUAAAGUGUGGAACUACAUCUGGUAAAGAUGGAAAUUCUAAUCUUUAACCCCUAGAAGAUGGUUAAUGUCAGUUAUAACAAAAGCAUGUUAUGAGUUUGUCCAUUAUUUCUCUGUUGUAUCUUAUUGAAACAAGAGAAAUUGUCAAAACACAGAUUUUAAACUUUGUUGAUCCCGAAUUUGUAAGUAGAAGCUGAAAUAUUUUUGUGACAUGAAUUUAAUGAAAACAUGUUUAUAGUUUUGUUUUGCAGGUGGAAAAAACAUCCUUUACAUUUUUUACCACAUUUUUCUUGAAACUGAAACUAAUAGAAAACUGUCUGUGUAAAUUCAGCCUUAAUUUUAAUUUUGUGACUGUGUAAUUUCAUGUAAUUAUAUAAUUACAAGUAAACAGUACAGCAAAAUGACCAUAGACUUCAAAGAAUGUAGACUUCAAUGAAUGGAUUUGUUCACCAGAUAUGAUGAAAGCAAGCUGUAGUUUUAUAUGAAUGAUUUCCCACUCGCAGCUUGUUGAAGCAGGUAGCGAAACUUUCAGUAUCACGUUUUAAGUAGGAGAUUUUAUUAUGGUUUGAAUGACCUAGUUUUUUUGUUGUGUACAGUCUUUUUCUGGGAGGAAAAAACAUUUUGCCAAGUUUUUUCUUGAAUGCUAUGUGCCUGUAAUUCCUUAUGCAGUUACUUAUUUACAUGUGAAUAGUAUAGCAAAACAGUAAGAACGUCAACGGGUUGAUAUGUUUGUGAAACAUUGUGCUGCUGUUAGAAAAUCUCAAUUAUCAUUUUUAAGUCCUUCACAUAAUUUGAAAAUGCCUACCCUUUACAUUGUGUGUAAAUUUCAUAAUGAAUGGACCAAAAGAAACGUUCCAAGUUACAUGGAAAAAAUUCUGGUUCAACUGACUUACAUCAAAAGUAAGUUUUUUCCUUCUCUUGUAAACGGUACCAUUUUGGAUAGAUGAGGUUUUGUCCAGACAUCAGCGAUUGUUUUUCAUUCAUCUUCCAAGCUGCUUGUUCUCCUGGGUUGCAGGGGUGUUAAGAGCCCCAGCGCUCACUGGACAGAAGGCAAAAACACUCAGGCACAGCCACUCCAUCCCAAAUUUGUGAAACAUCAUUUUGAACUUUAUCCUGCUUCGCUUUUGUGUUCAGCCAUCAUUACUUGCACUAAGGUCCUUCAGGCAGAAUUGAAUAAGACAUUGAGUAAUGUUGUUACAACUCUGUCCACCGGAUGUUUCCAGUAGGCAUAUGACAGUCAACUUUAGGUAGCUUUCACUAAUAUUUUGCGUUCACAUUGCAUAUGUUUUCAUUUUUCGUUUGUUUUUGAACAAAAAGGUCAGUUUCUCUAGUUUUAUCAAAGGGUAUUACAAAGUGAGUUUGCCUUAUGUGUAAUUUAUACAGUGUGUAUUAUAAGCAUGAACUGUAAAUGUGCAUGUUUUAAGCUGUACAUAAACCAGCAGAUAAUGCACUAUUACACAAACUGCAUUCAAGGUAGUGAUGAAUAAAGAUAAUAAAACAUCUGUGCAUUUUAA